This is a messenger RNA of Fundulus heteroclitus (mummichog), 6062 nucleotides long. It is a transcript of the gene nfil3-5, whose product is annotated as nuclear factor, interleukin 3 regulated, member 5. Gene Ontology annotation, biological process: regulation of DNA-templated transcription; circadian rhythm. Gene Ontology annotation, molecular function: DNA binding; DNA-binding transcription factor activity. The record is from RefSeq and is a predicted model, not a curated record. NCBI's taxonomy places the organism in Eukaryota, Metazoa, Chordata, Actinopteri, Cyprinodontiformes, Fundulidae. The transcript has 2 exons. Bases 1213 to 3066 code for a protein of 617 amino acids. Gene Ontology annotation, cellular component: nucleus.
GUUCCGACGACGCAGCAAAGCAGCUUUGUGUUCAGUGCCGUUUUUAAGCUGUUCAAGGUCAAAAUGUGUUGGUUUUUUUGUUUGUUUUUUUAUAAACGAGGGGUUAUGUAACAGGGUCGCUGACUCUGGAGGAAGCCCAGAAAGCCUGGAUAACAUGAAUUAUUUUAAAACACUGUGGUGUUAUAUCUGUUACUUAAAAUCAAAGAGAAACUAUGCAUUUAAGUCAGUUUUGUUGAAAAGCUGCGCUAUACAUAAACUCCCCACCUUCAUAGCAAUAAAACACGUGCAAUGUUGACUGUUUGGAUGCAAUAUUUGGUAGGAUAUUAUAUUUCAAGUGCCAUGCGCGUUAUUUCUUGCAUGCUAAUAAUAUAUGUGGCCUGCUUUACUUUCACUGAGUUGUGGAGAAAUUUUCUUUUUAAAGGUGUGUGAAAAAUGUGGAACAAUCGCAAUCAAUAUGAUUAUUGCCGCGUUUCAGCAGUAGCAUGAAAGUAAAGUUUUCCUGACGUUCAUUCGGGGCGUAGCAAAGGACGACUGUUUUGACCCUCAUGUCAUGUCGUCACUAUGUGGGUAACCAGAGUGGUUCUAGGAGAUCCUUUGUUCAGCUCUAUUUACAGUCUCGUCUCAUCGUCUGGAGAGACUGCAACCUCUCAAAGUAACCCAGUUGGAGGACAAUAUCUCCAAAGCCGAGUUCUCAAAGAGCCCUGGAGAAGACGUACUGACCUACAUCCUGCGUAACACACAGCGAGAAUCAGAGCGGCGACCUGAAACGGUCCACAGUUCUGCUGAAGACGGACGAAGAGGCCGAUAAACUCAAAGUCACCUCCUGCAAGACUCCCUGGAGCUUUGAACCGUUUGAAGAAUCAGCUUAAAUAACCCCCACACUCGACCCUGAACCUCGCUUCCUGUUUUUUUUCACGGUCGUUUUUCAGAACACUACUUCAAUGUCUGAAGUUUUUGUUGAGUUCCACCUCUUUUUAAUCUUUUUGGCUAAUUUAGACACUUGAACAUUUUGACCUUGGAGGACAAAUAAGAGAAAUCAAUGAGGCAAUCGUUUCAACAAGUCCAAAUAACUCAUCCAGAAGUUUUUACUGAUCCAGCGACAUAGGUCAGACGUCAUACCGACAAAGUAGAAGGCUCGUAUAAGUUUUACAUCCUCUUCAUCCCCCUUUACCCUUUGCUAGGGUCAUAUUCCGGCCCCCUGGUCAGGAAAAAAUGGAAAGUCUCAGUCUGCACAUCCCAUCUAACACCAACAAUAGCACCAUGGAAAUUGAACCAUUUUCGCCCUACAAUGGGAGCCCCCCUUCCCCCGAUCCGGAGGGUUCAGGGCGGAUCAGUCGGCAGCCCAAAGGCUCCAAACCAACUGUGACCUCACGUCGCAAGCGAGAGUUUAUUUCUGAUGAGAAGAAAGAUGCUUCAUAUUGGGAAAAACGGAGGAAGAACAAUGAGGCGGCUAAGCGUUCGAGGGAGAAGCGUCGCCUCAAUGACAUGGUGUUGGAGAAUCGCGUCAUGGCAUUAAAUGAGGAGAACGUUCGUCUGAAGACUGAACUCCUUCAGCUCAAGUUGCGCUUUGGUCUAAUCAGUGCAUCGUCCUACAUGGAAAAGAGUCAGCAGAUGUCCAACAGUGCUGCCGAUGGCAACCAAGGUAGAGAUGGGAGCAGCUCCGGCGGCACCGCUAACAGUAACUCCUACCACUCGAGCAGCGGCUACUCCAGCGCGUCCCAGGUGAUGCUGAAUUCUGACUCGUCUGAAGCUGAGCAGUCCAGCCGGAGUGAACGCCACACCAUGCUCCACAAGUACUCCCCUUUGGGCUCUGUGUCUGACAUGUCUGACGGUUCCUCCAGAGAUAGCCCUGACCCCAUCGGCUACAACAUAAAGAAGGAGCCCUUAGGCAUGGAGAUGGGUGGACUGGAAAGCAGCGGGAUUCCCAAUGGAAUCACCAAUGGGAUAUCGAAUGGAGCCUACAGUGACAACACCCCUCUGGUUUCCCAUCACCAGCAAAACACCACAUUAGCCGAAACUGCCAGAGACUACCAGCAUCAUCAGCAGGAGCAACAGCAGUGCCACAUGGAGACCACUGGUCCUGCUCCUCAGGCCACCUCUGCACAUAGGAGUGUCAUCUUGUACCGUUCCAGCAGCGGCUGUUACCCCAUGGAGAACCAGAAGCUGGAGGACCAGCAGACGCAACAGAGCGCACCACCACAGCACAUCCAGCACAGCUCUCCCUCGGAGUUCUCCGACUGCUCAGUAACCGUCUCUGAGGUUGCAGAGAAGCUAGAGAGGACAAAGACCAUGGACUCACCACAGUAUGACUACACCAACGAUCACACUGAGACCUCAGAGGAGCUCCAGCAAAGGUACAAUCACGGUGCCCAACUGCCACACGACAACUUCCCCUGCUACGGCUACCAGGCUCAGGAGAACCGUCUUCAGCACACCGAGAGUCACCAGAACUCCUUUGCCCCGGAGCUUAUUAGCAGCGAGGAGAGCAAUUCCUACAUACAGCACAAUGGCUACCUCGGCACACUGGAUGAAGAGCCCCCAGUGCUCACCUAUGAAGGAGGGCCCCAACCUGACGGUUUCUAUCAGGAAAACUCCUCCGCUAAAGACACCUCCUCGAGUGACGGAGACCCUCGUAGCUCUGAUAAAGAGGGCUCCACAGAUGACGAAUCCCCCUCAUCGUCGUCCUCGGACAUAAGUAGCUACCACCAGAAGACAGAGGGAGCUGGCGGUUUGCACGGUGAAUACCAAGCUGAGGUCAAAGCCACUGCCCUGCCCCACAAGCUCCGCCUCAAGUACAGAGCCUUGUCCAACAGGGCAGCUGGAGCUCAGGUGGAGGGACUGGUCUCCAACUCUACGUCCCCUUCCCCCACUCUUCCCCAGCACCCCUACUUAGCCCUGCCCAGCAACUCUUCCAAUGGCCACGCCAACGGAGAGGGCAAAGAGACUGAGACUGAGUACGUGGAAGAAAGCAAGCCAGAGGCGAAUGACAGAGCCGAGGCUAAAAAGGACGGAGGGAAAAAGGGAUCUGGUGGUGGAAGAGGUGGACGGAAUAAGAGGCGAGAUUAAGAACAAACAUAAGCAGCUUGUGUAUUUUCCUGUCACCUCUCUGUCAUCUGCCGAAGAUAGACAGUUACAACUCACACUGGCACUUUGCAGGACAAAAAAAAAAAAAAAAAAUCAGCCAGUGAUCUGUGUGAGGUGUAUUUAGCACUGCGUGAAAACAUCAGUAUCUGGAUAUGGGAGUUCUCAGAUCCGUGCUCUAGAGGAUCUUUGCCCAGAGUAUGUUGUAUUUCCAACGGUGAAGGAGAAUUUCGCACAGCCGGAUAGUGAUGUUUUCUUUCAUAUUUCACCAUCAAAUUCACUGUGUCAACUGUAACCCCUUCCUUUACUCUCUCCUACCUCCCAACGAGCCCUCAAAAUUAAAAUAACAGAAUAAAGAGGGAUGGAUGAAACUCCAGAGUUGGAUUUUGUGACAUUUCCCUUGAGGAAAAUUUAAUUAUUCAUUUAUAUUAAUUGCCUUAUUGGCUGGUCAGUCUGUAUUGUGGCAUUAUGGGAGCAUUCCUUUUACCAAAGAUUCGCAUAUUUCCUUUACCGUGUCAGUUUUUGGCAGUUCUUCCCCUCUCAUUUAAGUUUUAUCACCAAUAGCCUGGUCAACCGAACUGGAUUUUAAUCAACCAUCAGCAUACAACUCCCCUUCACUCCCAAAGGCACUUAGAUUGUAUAUUACUGUGAAAUAAAUUUGCAGAUAUCAAAUAUAUAUUUUAAGAAAAAAAGUGUGGCAAAAAAACAACAAAAAAAUGAGUUAAGCAGCGGGAGGUGAAAUAUGUAGACUUACAAGUAAUUUGUGUUGUUUUGAAAUCCUUGUAAAGUCCUGUUUUUUAUCUAAUAAAUGCCUCAAAAACUUUAUUUUACUAAAACUGUGAGCUACUACUCAUAAAAAAAAGACAUGUACAGUUUUCUCAAACUGUGUUCAGAUUGUCCACUCGUUCACGAAACAUGAGCCAGUCAUUUUUGUUGCGGGUUGUAGAUUCCAACUGUUAGCUUUAAUUUAAAUAUGUGGUUCUCUAGAAAUUUGUUUCAUGUGAUACAGAUAAGGUCAAUUAAAAUAGACCAUAGAACUAGGGACAAAAUUGACCUUGCAUGGCAAUGUUAGCAUUAGCACGCUAACCUUGUUUUCUGUUAGCUUGCCAUUGUUAGCUUUGGCAUGCUAAUGUUUGUACUGUACCAGUGUUAGCAUUUGAGUGCUUACAUUUAUACACUGUAGAGUUUGUGUGACAAUGUUAGUAAUAAUAGCGCAAUAACUGUAGUAUGGUUAGUGUCCUAAUGUCAGCAUUAGUGUUUGCAUUAGAAUGCUAAUGCUAAUAUCAGUAGCUAAUAAUUGCAAAGACUCUGGAAAUGUCUAAUUCCAGCAAUUCCCAGGCAUUCUGAGCUGAAGUAUUUCUGAAAAUUUAGGUUGAAACAUCAAGGUAAAGAUGUCAAAGACACACUAUAAAUACAUGUAAAAACAUAAAAAGUGAGUCUCAUUUCAACAAUGUGCUCAUUUAUUUGCACACCUACUAUAAAUUUUAAAAGUUUUUUUUAGUUUUGUUUGAGCUAUUUAAUAGCUUUCCUUGGGUAGUAUCCUCUUUUUUAAAAGAUUUAAAGCAUUCUUAAUGCUGCUUGAGUGGAUAUAGUAAAGAAAUGAGAAACAAAUUUGUAUCAUGGCAUUUAAUGUCUAUAUUAUCAAUACAGCAGAUGAUGUUAAUGAUGUGUUUUCAGCCAAUACAUCAUCUCAUGAUGCCCAUUGUCUCAUAUGUAGAUGUGGUCCGUGGUUUGUCCUGCAGGUGUUUUUUUAAACAUGGAAUAGGUAGGAAAUACACUGCCAAUUCAUGAGUUUUCAAAUUAAAAAACAAGCACCUGCAAAUCCUAUAUAAUACUUAGUUUUAGAGAUGCACCAAUCAGAUUUUAACUGGCUGAUACCAGUUUGUGGUUUUCUUGAGGUCUGAUCGACGAAUAAAAUUUUUAAGGACUGUAAAACAUACAAGCUUUUUGUACAGGCUGUUUUAAUUGUAUUUGAUGAUAAUCCCAAUGUUUGCAUUAAAAGCACUAACCAUCAGAUUUUUACCAAACUAAAAAAAUGCCUAAAAGAACAUGCUGUUAGCUGAUGUGUUUACAGACUUAAAAAAAAGUAAGAACUUUAAAUCUUAAUGCAAUAUGAACCUGUAAAAUUCGUAUGACAGUCAGAUGGGGGAAAACCUGUUAAUUUGGAUCACUGGUUGAUUUGUUGGUGCAUCAGUACUUGGACAUUUAUAUACUGAGACUGAGUGAACGAGUAGACAUUUUGAACACAGGUUCAGAGUGGGAUCCAUGCUCAGGCCAUCUGCGCUCUGACCAGUUUUGUCCAUAUCAAUUAAGGCUACUCAGUCCCACUUGGCCUUUACCCGAACCUGACGAGCACAAGCCUUGUUAGCCGUUCAUCCAGCAAAAUCCACGAAUAAACGUCUUUCCAGUCACAACCAGCAAAGCUGCUCUCUUUUGGAUAAGGUGCCUCUUUAUUGUGUUGUUCCUCAUCCCCACGUUGGCCAACGUCCUAGACCCUUCUCAACUCCGCACUGAUUUGUUUUAGCUGCAGUAGAUGAUACAGUAUUUAAACUGUUUUACUUCCUGGUGCCUGCCUCUGGCCACUAUGUAUAAAUGUAAAGUUGUCUCUAUCUCUUGUAUACUGCUGUCUUUGUUAUUUUUAUUAAUAUUUUAUCAAUAUUGUUUUUUUUUUCUAUUCUAUUAUGUGUGUAUUUUUGUCAGCCACUUGUUUUAUUAUGCUCUAAGCUCUUCCUUGUUGUGCUGUGUGUUUACCCAUUGCUACCCUUUGCUGCAGUUACCAUUUGUAUUCUGUGUUACUGUAUAAUCUUUGUCUUUUGCCUAAAGGCUUCCUGAAAGAAAAAGAAAAAAAGAUUUGUCCAGAAGUAAUAAUGUAUUGUUAUAAUUCACGUUGAUAUGCAAAUGGCUACAAGAGAAAACACUCAAUUUCAGUUGUGAAAGUUUCAAAAUGGGGAUAAAAAAAAAUUAAAGGUUGUUGAAUUGAA